This is a messenger RNA of Molossus molossus (Pallas's mastiff bat), 2469 nucleotides long. RefSeq names its product transmembrane protein 87B (gene TMEM87B). The transcript is spliced from 19 exons. Bases 1 to 1629 code for a protein of 542 amino acids. Gene Ontology annotation, biological process: retrograde transport, endosome to Golgi. NCBI's taxonomy places the organism in Eukaryota, Metazoa, Chordata, Mammalia, Chiroptera, Molossidae. Gene Ontology annotation, cellular component: membrane; Golgi apparatus. The record is from RefSeq and is a predicted model, not a curated record.
AUGGCUGCUGCGCGCCGCCGCCCGCCGGCCGGGGCUCCGCUGCUGCGCGCCACGCUCUGCCUGCUGUGCUGGGCCCCGGCGGCCGUGCGCGCGGUCCCCGAGCCCGGGCGCUGGAAAGCGACGGUCAGCAACAAAUCAGGACCUUUGAUAUUUCGAAAAAUUAUGUUUAACUGUACUGAUAUCAAGUUUUCUGUUAAGUCAUUCCAUUGUUCUGAACCUGUGAAGUUUACCAUAGAGUGGUAUUUGAAGCAUUAUACCUGCCAAAAUGAAUAUUCUAAGCUGGAUGAGCAGCCUAAAAGUGUUGAUGAAGACUUUUGCAGUAAUUAUUUCAAGAACAUUGAAUGUUGGACAAUAAAAAAUGAAAAUCUAGAAUGCAACAGUGAUUUGCAGGUGUUUCCCUCAUUAUACAAUAAAGAACUAAUUACAAAUAUCAGAAAUGUUUCAAACCAGGAAGACUCAAUGGAUAUUGUUGCAAGAACACAGAGAGAUGGGUUUCACCUCCUUAUUGUUUCUAUUAAAACGGAAAAAAAUGAUGCAAACUGGAAUUUGAAUGUGUCUCUUUCUAUGGUGGGGCCGAAAGGCUAUCUCUCUGCAUCAGACUGGCCGCUCAUGAUUUAUUACAUGGUGAUGUGCAUUGUCUAUAUUUUAUAUGGCGUGCUCUGGCUGAUGUGGUCUGCCUGUUAUUGGAAAGAUAUAUUAAGAAUCCAAUUCUGGAUUGCAGCUGUCAUUUUCCUGGGAAUGCUUGAAAAAGCAGUUUUUUAUGCUGAAUACCAAAACAUCAACAGCACUGGGCUAACGACCCAAAGUUUGUUGAUAUUUGCGGAGUUGAUAUCUGCGAUUAAAAGGACACUGGCCCGCCUUCUGGUCAUCAUCAUGAGCCUGGGAUAUGGCAUUGUGAAGCCUCGCUUAGGGACAGUCAUGCACCGGGUGAUCGGAUUGGGGCUUCUCUACUUUAUCUUCGCAGCCGUCGAAGGCGUGAUGAGAAUCAUUGGGGGUUCUAACCAUUUAGCUGUUGUUUUUGAUGAGAUUAUUUUAGCAGUUUUCAACUCCAUUUUUGUAUGGUUCAUUUUUAUAAGUUUGGCACAAACUAUGAAGACUCUGAGGCUAAGAAAGAACAUGGUGAAAUUUUCUUUAUAUAGACACUUUACAAAUACUCUGAUCUUUGCUGUGCUGGCUUCUGUUGUGUUUGUGGCGUGGACAACUAAGACAUUUAGAUUUGCAAAAUGUCGAUCAGAUUGGAUGGAAACCUGGGUUGAUGAAGCAUUUUGGAGCUUCCUUUUUUCAGUUAUCCUUAUGGUAAUAAUGUUUUUGUGGAGACCAUCAGCAAAUAAUCAAAGGUAUGCCUUCAUGCCCUUAAUAGAUGAUUCUGAUGAUGAGGUUGAAGAAUUCAUGGUAACAUCUGAUCAUUUAACUGAAGGAAUAAAAUUAAGAACUUCAAAAACAGUUUCCAAUGGAACAGCUAAACCUGCUACUUCUGAUAAUUUUGAUGAAGAUUUGAAGUGGGUGGAAGAAAAUAUUCCCUCUUCAUUCGCAGACGUAGCUCUUCCAGUGUUGGUAGACUCAGAUGAGGAAAUUAUGACCAGAUCUGAAAUGGCAGAAAAAAUGUUCUCUUCAGAAAAGAUAAUGUGAUUGGAACCACAUACAUGAAACCUAGUUAACAGUGAAGGACUCCCUAGGACUAAAGAGGUCAUGCAACAAGUUUUUAUUGCAUUAUCUUGGAAAUAUAUGUAUUACAGUGACAAAUUCAGUGGGUGGAUGGGUUCUAGACUCCUUUUAAGCUGGCUCUUGAAUGUCAGUUAUGUCCGUUAAAUUGCCUGGACUUGGAAAUAAUCUGAGGAAAGUAUUAUGAUAAAGUAUAUACCCAAAUGCCCCGAGCAGAUGGGUAGCAGACAUGUGAGUUGGGCUGUCUUUUUUCUGGCAAAUAUGGCAAUUCCAGAUCUAACAUUAUUUUUACAUAAACACUCUUCCUGUUCUUCCACAGACCUUUGAGGUAGAUGACACAUGAUCACACACUAUCUCCAUCUCUUGGGUUUAUAGUCACUAGAUGCAAUAAUAAUUUCCUUUGACUUUUAUACUGAAGUGAUUUGAUAGUGAGUAGAACUUGAUUAACAUUGGAACAUAGGACAUGUAUGUGGCUGGGUGCUGUGUGUGUAACAGUGCACAUGUUUGCACAGCCCUGUUUGUCAUGAUCACAGUGCACAUCAAAUCAUGGACAUCUUCACUCUCUGAGCUCAAUGGACACAAGUACUUGGAGAGAGAGGUCUUGAGGGUCACUUUUAAAGAUUUGCUCUGCCACUGUCCCCUCACUCAGGUUGUAUGGGCAUGUGUUGCUGCCGACCCUGCCUGGGGCAGGUGGUGGACACCUGGCCAUGUGGCUCCCCCAGAGCACUUCCCGGCCCCCUGGGUAGCCCUGGAGGAAACCAGAGCCUUUUGUGUCAUAUUAUUUAAUGGUACAGUACAUCACUGUUA